Messenger RNA from Symsagittifera roscoffensis, 865 nucleotides. RefSeq lists its product as uncharacterized. The record is from RefSeq and is a predicted model, not a curated record. NCBI's taxonomy places the organism in Eukaryota, Metazoa, Xenacoelomorpha, Acoela, Convolutidae. The coding region runs from base 359 to 796 and encodes 145 amino acids. Gene Ontology annotation, molecular function: thioredoxin-disulfide reductase (NADPH) activity. The transcript has 3 exons.
GUGUCUUUUUUGUAUAUCAAUUAUUCAACAACAGUGGUUGAAUUAACGCAAACUAACGUUAAAUUUUUCAAGCACAAGUGCGUCACGUUGAACCAAAUCCAACUUAGCUCGAUUUUUCUCAGUUACAUUUCAAAUCAAAUUCAGCUACAUACAGGAAUUUGAAAUUCAAUUUCAUUUUGCUAAACUAACAUUGAUAGUGUAUGUUGCAGUGGUAUAUAAAUUAUCAGUUAAACUCACCAUUUGUUGUUCAUCAGAUAACCAACCAGAAAGCCACCGACAAAAAGAGGGACCAAAAUCAGAAAAACUAACAACAGCAUUACCGACAGAUAAACAAAAACGCACGAGCAUAACAACCACUAUGGCACUAGAAGCGUUGUUUGGCCCAGUUCUCGAGAAGAGCGACAAAAGCGAAGUGAAGACGUCGGAACUUUCGAAGAGUGGCGACGGAGUUCUCGGAAUCUACUUCUCGGCUCAUUGGUGCCCCCCUUGUCGGGGAUUCACUCCUCAACUGGCAGAGGUGUACAACAAACUAAAAGCCGACGGAAAAGACUUCGAAAUUGUGUUCGUGUCGUCUGACCGAGAUCCCGCAGCCUUCGCCGAGUACCACUCGGGAAUGCCAUGGCUCGCGCUUCCUUAUGCAAACCGAGACAAGAAACAGGAGCUAUCGGACAAAUACGGAGUUCGAGGAAUUCCGACCUUGGUGCUGAUUAAUGCAGCUACAGGCGAAACGAUCUCAAAAGAAGGCCGUCAGCUGAUAUCCAAAGACGGAGCAGCGGGGUUUCCUUAUAAGGGCUAAUUUAAUAAACUACCCUCUCUGAUUGUACCGAAAAUUGAUAAAAUACAAUUAAUUCAGAAUAUGAAAUCG